Messenger RNA from Ruditapes philippinarum (Manila clam), 1911 nucleotides. RefSeq lists its product as uncharacterized. Gene Ontology annotation, molecular function: ubiquitin-protein transferase activity; protein binding; zinc ion binding. Gene Ontology annotation, cellular component: nucleoplasm; chromatin. Gene Ontology annotation, biological process: positive regulation of DNA-templated transcription. NCBI's taxonomy places the organism in Eukaryota, Metazoa, Mollusca, Bivalvia, Venerida, Veneridae. The record is from RefSeq and is a predicted model, not a curated record. The coding region runs from base 1 to 1911 and encodes 636 amino acids. The transcript is spliced from 2 exons.
AUGGCGGACAGUGGUAAUGAAAAUACAGGGCAUGAUUCAGUCCCUGGGCGCGUAGAGGAAAUAUUGUGCCAGCCAUGUUUAAAUAAGGAUAAACAUAUUGUAGCAGAUAAAUUUUGUUCAACUUGCAAUGAAUAUCAGUGUACAGAUUGUUCAAAUGUACAUUCCAUACUUCCCAUCUUGAAAAGUCACAAAUUAGUGAACACUAAGGAAAUAAAAGCGAAACAAUGCAUGUUUGAUAUGAAAGGAUUAGAUCAAUGCAAUCAGCAUCACAAACUUUUGGAAUUCUUCUGUGAAGAUGAUGACCAGCUCUGCUGCAGUACUUGUGCUAUUGUUGAUCACCGUAAAUGUCACAGUGUUGUAGAAGUACAGAAAAUCGCCGGAAAAUUUACCUCUCAAGGUUCAAGCUUAAAGGGAAAAUGGCAAGAAGUAAAAGAGAAUGCUGAGUAUCUUGUAAAAUCGAUUAUCUCGUCAAAAGAACAAGUUCAACUUGAUGCUAAAGAAAUACCCGGAACGAUAAGGCAAAUGCGAGACAGAGUUAUUGAAAUGUUUGAAGAUUUGGAGGCUUCUGUUGUUGAGAAAGUUGAGGAUUUUAAGACAGAGACUAUUGCAGAAUUUGAUAAGAAGCAAACAAAGAAUGAGGGAUACGUAGUUGACGCAACACAAAACCUUGAAAUCAUUAAAAACGUGUAUAAAAAUGGAACGUCUGUCCAGCAAUUUAUUGUAGAAAAGAAAAUGCAGGAAGAUGCCAAAAAUCUCGUCACCAAAGUCAAUGCAGAGUGUCAGAACUUAGAAACGGUGAUUAUUUCUUUCGAAUUUGAUGAAACAUUGAAUGUGUCACUACUGCCGCUUUCUGGUUAUGUACCAGGUAAACUCACCUUGAAGUUAGAAGCUAAAAAAAUGAAGCUUACGCCAGUCAUUUCCAUAGAUUUGAAGCAAAAUGAGGAUGAAGCUGAGAAACCAUUGUGUACAGGAAUAGAUUUUCUACUCGAUGGUAGACUGGUUGCCGUGGAUAAUAAAAACAAGAAAUGCUUAGUGUACAAUGAGAAGCUUGAAAAAGUAGGAUCAUAUCAGUUAUCGUAUCAUCCUAAGGAUGUUGUUGCUAUAUCUGAAGAUAUUGUGGCAGUAACAAGCGGUGAUUGUUACAAAAUAGAUUUUUUGAAAGUAAGUGACGAAAAUGAAAUAACUUUAGACAAAACUUGUAAAGUGAACACAAUGUAUUACUCUAUAUGUCUAAAAGACAAGAAUCACUUUAUUGCAGGAACUUUGAAAGAUCUGAGGCAUGUUCGCAUUGUAUCUUUUUCGGGUGAAGAAAAAGACUUAAAUGUUACCUUUCCGAACAAAAUGUUUUCUAUAAACGCAAGUGCUUGUACGUUUAUAGAAACUUGCAACAAGAUUAUUAUUACAGAAAGAUAUGAAAAUACUGUGAACAUAUAUGAUAUCAAGACAAACACGAGAGUCGAAGUGAAGGAUGAUCAGAUACAGAGACCAUGUGGUGUAGCGACUGGUCCUUCUGACACUAUCUUGGUUUGCUGUGAAGGGACACCUGGCAUUGUUCAAAUAUCUCUAACAGGCCAAAUCUUAUCAUCGCACAAGAUAGACAAAGAAAAAUCCAUUGUAAUUGAGCGAUUUACUAAACAACUUGGUGACCAGGAGGAAAAAAUGCAAGUCAUGGAACGCACUAUUGAAAACCUCAUGAAAAACGCAACAAAACUUUCCAGUACACAGCAAGAAAACAACGAAAUAUUUCCAAAGCUGCAUCAUAGUCCGAGUACAUUGUCAGGGGAAAUUGACCGUCUACUGUUAACAAAUAAUCGUGCAGAAGAGAUGCUUUUACAAGCUCGCAUAGGCAUAUCUAAAACAAUCUUCAAUCAGGCAAGAGACUUACAUUUGUACGUAAAUAAAACACAAUAA